UGUUUCAGCCACACCGUCAGCGCUCGGCAAGCAGCACACACACAGAUCUCUCUCCUCUAUAUAGUUUCGUUAGCUUACACAAACAACAACAGCCAUGGAUGAUGAUGUUGCUGCAUUGGUCUGUGACAACGGCUCCGGCAUGUGUAAAGCCGGCUUUGCCGGAGACGAUGCUCCCCGAGCUGUCUUCCCCUCAAUUGUCGGCCGCCCAAGACAUCAGGGCGUGAUGGUCGGUAUGGGUCAGAAAGACAGCUAUGUUGGAGAUGAGGCUCAGUCCAAGAGAGGUAUCCUCACACUCAAGUACCCCAUCGAGCACGGUAUCGUCACCAACUGGGACGACAUGGAGAAGAUCUGGCAUCACACCUUCUACAACGAGCUCCGUGUUGCACCCGAGGAGCACCCCGUCCUCCUGACAGAGGCUCCCCUCAACCCCAAGGCCAACCGUGAAAAGAUGACCCAGAUCAUGUUCGAGACCUUCAACUCUCCAGCUAUGUAUGUGGCCAUCCAGGCUGUUCUGUCUCUGUACGCCUCUGGUCGUACCACGGGUAUUGUUUUGGACUCUGGUGAUGGUGUCACCCACACUGUACCCAUCUAUGAAGGUUACGCCCUUCCCCACGCCAUCAUGAGGUUGGAUCUUGCCGGUCGUGACCUGACUGAUUACCUCAUGAAGAUCCUCACUGAGCGUGGUUACUCCUUCACCACCACCGCUGAGAGAGAAAUCGUCCGAGACAUCAAGGAAAAGCUCUGCUACAUCGCCCUUGACUUCGAGCAGGAAAUGGCUACUGCUGCCUCUUCUUCCUCCCUUGAGAAGAGUUACGAGUUGCCCGACGGUCAAGUCAUCACCAUCGGAAACGAGAGGUUCCGUUGCCCAGAGUCUCUCUUCCAGCCAUCCUUCUUGGGUAUGGAAUCUGCUGGUAUCCACGAAACCACAUUCAACUCCAUCAUGAAGUGCGAUGUUGACAUCCGUAAGGACCUGUACGCCAACACUGUUCUCUCAGGAGGUACCACCAUGUUCCCUGGUAUCGCCGACAGAAUGCAGAAGGAGAUCACAUCCCUUGCCCCAAGCACAAUGAAGAUCAAGAUCAUCGCUCCCCCAGAGAGGAAAUACUCCGUCUGGAUCGGUGGCUCCAUCCUUGCCUCUCUGUCCACCUUCCAGCAGAUGUGGAUCAGCAAGCAGGAGUACGACGAGUCCGGCCCAUCCAUUGUACACAGGAAGUGCUUCUAAAUGUGUUUUACGGACUAUAAUUUCGAUAAUCCUCAUACUAUCCUGAUUAGGACUAUUCUCCGGCUGUUGCAAAUUGCCGUCGCUCAAUAUUGUACAUACACCGGUUCCAAUAUGGGCACUACCAAAAGUGACUUUCCAUUCCUCAAAACAAACUGUAUAUUGUAAUUUAUUCCUUACAAAAGCGCAAUAAAUCACAAUCAACUCGUUUUUUAAACUGUUGUAUUGUUUCGUAUGAUCAAGUAAGGAUAUAAAACAUGAAUCGUUUUCUUUACUGGCUUAUCAAAAUAGCAAGACAAUUAUUGUUUGGUUACUAUAUAAACAGUAAGCCAAUUGUACAUUUUCUAUUGAAACUUUGCUUUGUGAUACUUGCUAGUGAGGACAACGAUUCUUACCGGGCUGCUUUACCAUGGGCUUUAAUCACCGAGCUGUUAUGUUUGACUCCCUGAAAGUCGUACUGUGUGAUGUACGGACACGCGGGGGUAACGGGCACUUGUUUCACUCACUGAUAAAGUGUAUGCAAAUUACGGAGCGGGCAAUAAAAGAGCUAAUCAUCA
Haliotis rubra (blacklip abalone) is the source of this 1776-nucleotide messenger RNA. Its product is annotated as actin, cytoplasmic. The record is from RefSeq and is a predicted model, not a curated record. NCBI's taxonomy places the organism in Eukaryota, Metazoa, Mollusca, Gastropoda, Lepetellida, Haliotidae. The transcript is spliced from 2 exons. Bases 95 to 1222 code for a protein of 375 amino acids.